Molecule: messenger RNA, 749 nt
Organism: Colletotrichum phormii
Lineage: Eukaryota; Fungi; Ascomycota; Sordariomycetes; Glomerellales; Glomerellaceae
Exons: 1
Coding region: 224-688 (154 amino acids)
Source: RefSeq, a predicted model, not a curated record
GUUCAGGAGUUUGAAACGAGGUCGGUACCUUGUUCGAGGAUGGGCCACGAGUUGUGGCAGAAGGAACAACGACCUUUGGGUACGAAGACGUGACUUAUAUCAGGAGGCACAACGGUAUCGGUCUUGCGUUUUGCAGUCCCUUGGUAGUUGAUAUACGCACAUCAGUCUGGUCUUUGGUCAAGUUGAGUUGGUGAGCCUUCCAGCAAAAACUCGAUACGCUGUCAUGCCACGAUUCGGCCGAACGAGGCCUAUCCAGAGAUCCAGUCCCACGUCGUCAUUGUCGCGUGUGGGUGACCAGCGUUACAUCAGAACUGGCCAAGAGAGCCCCAAGACUAUGCUGAAGAAACGGAAGAAGCUGCAGAAAUCCAACAGAGCUCGCGCCAAGAGCGGCGGAAACGGGAAAAUGUUAGGCGGCGAAUGGCUACAAGCAGCAGCGCAGCGGUCGGUGCAGUGGUGGCGACAGUGCAGAGGAAGACACAGCCUGCAAGAACGAAGACAGAAGCCUCGACUAGUAGUUUCGUCACCGAUGCAUAUCAGCAGCAGUCAGACAGCCUUGGUGUAUAGCGCAUUGCCUGUUCUCCCGGAGCUAGGAUCCGGGCCUCAGGAUACGCGCAAGCUGGGAUUACAAUGGGAGGCGUUGGGGAGUCAUCCCAUCUGGAGGACGGGUGAAAGCGAGGACGAGCGUUGACAGUGUGUGUGAAUGGGAGCGACGGAUGAUGCGCGGCGGGAGGGCGGAUGCCAUUCGCUGC